Messenger RNA from Chelonus insularis, 1917 nucleotides. RefSeq names its product proton-coupled folate transporter-like. The record is from RefSeq and is a predicted model, not a curated record. Gene Ontology annotation, biological process: transmembrane transport. Bases 644 to 1780 code for a protein of 378 amino acids. Gene Ontology annotation, cellular component: membrane. Gene Ontology annotation, molecular function: transmembrane transporter activity. The transcript is spliced from 8 exons. NCBI's taxonomy places the organism in Eukaryota, Metazoa, Arthropoda, Insecta, Hymenoptera, Braconidae.
UCUAACUAAAAAUUCGAUAUUAUUAUUAUUCCAAGUAAUUGGUGUAAAUGGUUUUGACCAUGUCAGAAGGUUGAUGAUAACAUGCUGUCCAGGAUUUAGAAAAAUACAGCUGUGACUAUCAUCUUCAUAAUGCAAUAUUAUUGUUAGCAAUCUUCUUCUGUUGGAGUUGGUGGUCUGUCAGAUAAUGAUUCUUUGUCAUCCAUUAUCAUAUCAAGAAUUUUUAAAUUGAUCAAAGUUCUCAAUUCUUUGUUGGUAAACAUAAAACAGCUGUUCUAGUGUGCCCAUAUUUUCUUUUAGCCUUGACGAACAAUCAUUUUACUUUAAAUAAUAGAAAUGUGAUAUUGAUUACAGGCAUUGCUAACAGAGUUAAUUAUAUCGUAUGACAUGGCGAAAAUCUAAGCUACAUCAGAUAGACAAAGAGAAUUGUUAACUUGUUAUCAUGUUGUGAAACAAUUCUUCACAUAUGAGGUAUACCUAUCAAAUCUACAGAUGUUCAUAGAUGUAUGAACAAUACUGUCACCAACAUCCCAGUGUCUUUAUUAUUUGUUUUAUGAAUUGAUAAGUUUUACACAAAUCUUGCCACUAUUUACUUCUUCUUCUUAUGUUUAACCUUAAAAUUAACAGUUACAUUAGAAAAUAGAGAAUGGAUAUUGAAAAUAAAGCUAUUUUAACUAGAGGAUGGCGAAGAUUCACUUAUAUGGAACCUUCUAUUUUUUUAUUAUUCUUUAAUUAUGGAAUGACAGAAACGAUUUUUUCUGAUAUGAUAAUGUAUCGCACUUGCAAAACGUAUAUCUCAAAUAAAAACUCAUGUGAUCUUCUUCACACCAAUAGUAGCAGUCAAGAAGCUCUAGAUAUUGAUAAGAUUGUCCAACCACAUGCUAGUUAUAUUAUAUUAUGUGAUUCACUAUUAGAUGGCAUUAUUCCGGCUGCUUUAAUAUUAUUUCUUGGUCCUUGGAGUGAUAAAUUUGGUAGAAAACCAUUAUUAAUAGUUGGAUAUCUAGGACCUGCACUUCAUUAUUUUAUGGUAUCAAUAUUAAAUUUAUGGGAUGUAAAUCCAUGGUUAUUUCUUUUAACCACAAUACCUUCAUCUCUAUGUGGUGGUGGAGCAGGAGUAAUGUUAGCAUCUUUUUGUUUUAUCUCAGACAUUAUAAGCAGUGAUAAGCGAACUUGGCAUUUAGCUUGUUUAGAAGGUGCUAUUACUUCUGGACUAGUUAUUGGUACUUUUAUUGGUCCACUAAUAUUUAAACAAUUUGGAUAUUUAAUUUUAUAUGCUAUUAGUUUUAUUAUCGCAUGUAUUGCUUUUCUUUAUGUUACAUUUUAUGUACCUGAAACUAUUCAAAAUGAAACAAAUGAAAAAUGGGGGAAAUCCUUAGGUUUUUCAGAUGUUCAAAAUGCAUUAAUGGGAUGUUUAUCUGGAUUUAUAGCAGCGAUAAUAAAAGCUUUUACCACAAAACCUUGGCACUUGUACGUAGUAAGCAUAACAGGAUCACUUUCUGGUAUAAUUUCACCAACAGUUAGAUCAAUUUUGUCUACAUCUGCUCCUUCUGAAGAUAUCGGUAAAAUAUUCUCAAUAAUUACAUUCUUGGAGACAUUACUACCUCUAGGAGGUGUCACUUUGUACACUGUGAUAUAUUCAAAUUAUAUGCCACCAAUAUAUCCUUUACCAGCAUAUCUUUUAUCAGCUGGAUUGUUCUUCAUUAUGAUAUUAUUAGUAAUUCUCAUUGAUUGGAGAAUGAUUAAGUAUCCCUCUGCAUAUCAUCAACCAAUUCAAGAAGAUUAGUAGUUAGAUACAACACUCUAUAUUGAUAAUAUAGAAUUUUUUAUAUUAUUCACGAUCAAAUUUUUGAUAACAAUUUUGUAAAUUAUUUGAGUAUUUAAUGUUUUAUAUAUUAUAAUAUUUUACGAUUAAUAUCAUUG